Messenger RNA from Radiomyces spectabilis, 1534 nucleotides. RefSeq names its product nicotinate phosphoribosyltransferase. The record is from RefSeq and is a predicted model, not a curated record. The coding region runs from base 32 to 1270 and encodes 412 amino acids. Gene Ontology annotation, biological process: NAD+ biosynthetic process. NCBI's taxonomy places the organism in Eukaryota, Fungi, Mucoromycota, Mucoromycetes, Mucorales, Radiomycetaceae. The transcript has 3 exons. Gene Ontology annotation, molecular function: nicotinate phosphoribosyltransferase activity.
CUCAUUUCAUAAAAAAAGCAGCCGAAUCAUUAUGAGUCAUCAACACGAAGGAUUGCAAUCGCUGCUGGACAAUGAUCUUUACAAGCUGACGAUGCAGUAUGCUGUGCUUCAGCACUACAAAGAUGCUCAAGUAGUGUACCAAUUCACCAAUCGAGAGAAAGAACUGCACUUGAACGCUGAAGCCGUUGAAUGGCUGGAACAAAAGAUCCACGAAAUGGCCAAUCUUCAGCUCACAAAAGACGAAGCCAAGUAUAUCCAGUCGCUUCCAUUUUUCGACGAUUCUUACGUCAAGUACUUGUCAGAAUUUCGUUACCAGCCUUCAAAAAAUGUGACGAUCCAGUUUGACAAGGACACUGAAGAUUUGCAAAUCCAGGUGCGAGGUGCUUGGCAUGAAACCAUUUUGUACGAAGUGCCUUUGCUCGCACUGAUCUCUGAAGCGUACUUCCGUUACGUCGACCGCGAUUGGAACUACGACGGUCAGGUGGACCAAGCCUCAGGCAAGGCAAGAGCGUUGCUGGAAGCAGGAUGCGCCGUGUCUGAAUUUGGCACACGUCGUCGCCGAGAUUUUAAAACGCAUGAUAUGGUUUUUGGCGCCAUUUAUAACACUUACCAACAAUAUAAGUCCGACUGUGAAAAAGCCAAACAACAACCCAAGGGUGUUGUCUCUGGUACCAGCAAUGUCUAUCUUGCCAUGAAAUACGGUGUUACGCCUAUUGGUACUGUUGCGCAUGAAUUUUUCAUGGCGGUGUCUGCUUUGGAGGGUGUACAAGGAGCGAACCGUAAGACGUUGGAAAAAUGGACACAGACAUACCAUGGAGCGCUCGGCAUUGCAUUGACCGAUACGUUCACUACGGAUGUGUUUUUGCGCGAUUUCCGUGGCGAGCUUGCCAAAACAUAUGCUGGUGUUCGUCAGGAUUCCGGUGACCCAAUGACCUUUAUUCCCCUGAUGGUCAACCACUACAAGUCGUUGGGCAUUGAUCCCAGCACGAAAACGAUUGUCUUUUCCGACGCUUUAACCGUGGAGAAAGCAAUCCAUCUGCUUCACAGCUGCGAGGAAUACGGUAUCAAGGCCAGUUUCGGUAUCGGCACGUACUUUACCAACGAUUUCCACAAAGCCAGCGAUCCGUCGGUGAAGAGCAAACCGUUGAACAUUGUUAUCAAAAUGCACGAAUGCAAAGGACAACGGGUGAUCAAGCUUAGUGAUGAUGCUCUGAAGCACAGCGCCGACAUGGCCACCGUCAACAAAUUCAAGAAAGAACUUGGCAUCUAAGUUUAAUACUUUAAUUCAAAAAUCCAUGCUUCCUGUACAAGUAAUUAUUGAAUACAUGAUCUACAUUAAGUUAUCAGGACCUGUUAAACCGUUUUUUUUAUCUUCCAACCAUGCCUCGCUGCCCACUUUACGAUAAUAGGCGAAACAAUCAGCAGCAAGAUGCCGUUUGCGCCAGUUGUGGUCAAACGGAGCAUCGUCGUCUUUCAAAUAAAAAUGUGAGUAGAGCUCUUUUUGAAAAAAGGUGGUUGAUGAUACGACUGGCGU